CCACUCUGCUUCUCUAGACGAGGCCGCGACCGAGGCGAGAAUGGAAGGCGAUGGUGGCGACGCCCCGGAGGAGCCGGUGGUGAUCCGCUCCCGCGCCCACCGCGACACCAUCGUGGCCGGGCUGGAGGAGCAGCGGCGGCGGGGCUUCCUGUGCGACGUGACGCUGCUGGUGGAGGACGUGCCCUUCCGGGCCCACAAGGCGCUGCUGGCCGCCAGCAGCGACUACUUCGCGGCCCUGUUCGCCGCCGAGGGCGAGGCGGCCCGGCCCGUCUACGCGCUGGAGGGCCCCCCGGCCGACGCCUUCGGCCUCCUCCUGGACUUCGUCUACACGGGCUGCCUCCGGGCCAGCCGGCCGCGGGGCCGCCACGUCCUGGCCGCCGCCCGGCUGCUGCAGGUCAAGGACCUGGCCGAGGCCUACGCGGCCCGGCCCGGCGGGCCCGGCGGCAAGCGGGGGCGGCCGAGGAAGGGGCCGCCGGGGGACGCCGGGCCCGGCCGGGCCCAGCCGGACCGGGAGGCCCGCGGCCCCGGCCGGAGGAGGACGCGCCGCUCCGUCCGGCUCAGGGACUAUAAGCUCGACGGCGACGGCGACGGCGACGACGCCGCGGCGGGAAGGCGGCGUGGCGGCGGCGCCCGCUGCGAGGACUGCGGCCGCGUGUUCAAGUACCGUCACUUCCUGGCCGUCCACCGCCGGAGUCACACGGGGGAGCGGCCGUUCCAGUGCGGCGAGUGCGGCAAGGGCUUCUCCCAGAAGCAUUCCCUCCUGGUGCACACGCGGAUGCACACCGGGGAGCGGCCGUACGCCUGCACCGUCUGCGGCAAGGCGCUCACCACCAAGCACUCGCUCGUGGAGCACAUGAGCCUGCACACGGGGCAGAAGUCGUUCACCUGUGAUCAGUGUGGCAAAUAUUACAGCCAGAAGAGGCAAUUAAAGAGUCAUUACCGAGUUCAUACAGGCCGCGCGCUCCCGGAAUGCAACCACUGCCAUCGCAAAUUUAUGGACGCCUCCCAGUUAAAGAAGCACCUAAGGACGCAUACGGGCGAGAAGCCAUUCACGUGCGAAAUCUGCGGCAAAUCUUUCACGGCCAAAAGUUCCCUCCAGACGCACAUCAGAAUCCACCGAGGGGAAAAGCCGUACUCGUGCGGAAUCUGCGGGAAGUCCUUCUCCGAUUCCAGCGCCAAGAGACGCCACUGUAUCUUGCACACCGGCAAGAAGCCCUUCUCCUGCCCGGAAUGCCACGUGCAGUUCUCCCGGCCGGACAACCUGAAGGCCCACCGCAAGAUCCACGGGAAAGAGCGGCGUCUCCCGGAGGGCGGCGGGGAUCCCGACGAGGCGCGGAACGGGCUCCAGCUCCAGGAAUACCAACUGGCCGCCGCCGAGCCGGAGAUCCAACUCCUGGUGACGGACUUCGCGCCGGGUCCCGGGCCGGGAAUGGGCCUCGUCGCCGCGGAUCCCGGCGCGGAUCCCGGCGCGGAGCAGCUGCGGACUCUGAUCCUCUCGGCCCGGCCGGAGAGCGCCCAGCCCGGGCCGCUCCACGUCAUCGCGGUAGCCGGAGGAGACCUCGGUUUACCCCCGGAGCCGACCCGGGAGCCGUGUCGGCCCGACGCGGCGACGCUCCAGGCCAUCCACCUUACCGGGGAGCCGGACGCCGCCCGGCCGUAGACCGGCUGGCCGCCCCGACGGUCCGGUCCGCCGGCCGGCCGACUUGGAGAAGCGGCUCGGCGGAAGGAGCCCGGGCUCGGGAGUCGGAGGUCGCGGGUUCAAAUCCCGCCUCGGCCCCGGGACUUGGGGCGGGUCGCUUCCCCGGGCCUCGGCGACCUCAUCCGGACGACGGGGAUUAAGCCGGGAGCCCCACGCGGGACAGCCCUAGUAAGCGCUUCUAAAACGCCCUCAUCAUCCGCUUUUCCGAAGGGGGAACGCUUCCCGUCCCGGACGCGCGGAGGGCUUCCCGGGAAGGGGAGCACCGCCGAUCGACCGCGGUAACCGAGGAACGCGAUGGCACGGACUUCCGUCGUCAGCGUGCGUUGAAAUUCGCGGGGAUUAUCGUCCGAGAACCGCUCGUCAUCCGCUUUUCCGAAGGGGGAACGCUUCCCGUCCCGGACGCGCGGAGGGCUUCCCGGGAAGGGGAGCACCGCCGAUCGACCGCGGUAACCGAGGAACGCGAUGGCACGGACUU
Messenger RNA from Tachyglossus aculeatus (Australian echidna), 2174 nucleotides. RefSeq names its product zinc finger and BTB domain containing 24 (gene ZBTB24). The transcript is spliced from 7 exons. Bases 41 to 1660 code for a protein of 539 amino acids. NCBI's taxonomy places the organism in Eukaryota, Metazoa, Chordata, Mammalia, Monotremata, Tachyglossidae. Gene Ontology annotation, molecular function: RNA polymerase II cis-regulatory region sequence-specific DNA binding; protein binding; DNA-binding transcription factor activity, RNA polymerase II-specific. Gene Ontology annotation, biological process: regulation of transcription by RNA polymerase II. The record is from RefSeq and is a predicted model, not a curated record. Gene Ontology annotation, cellular component: nucleus.